UGAAGUCUCACAGAAACUCUCCGCAUCGCUCCAGUCUAAACUAGCUUCACAUAAGUGUGAUUUAUAAUGAAUUAUGUAAUUCCUUAUGCAGCCUAGUUAGUCUAAAUGUACUCUAACUGUGCCUAAAGGAGACGAGAAUGAAGAUAUCCCGUGCUUUAUUUUAAGGACGUUGUGUCGUGUUGUUUUCACGAGCUCUAGACAACGCUUGUAUUUCUUCCAGCUGUUGCACGCGCACAACGUAUAUAGUGAGUGACGCGUGACUGUUACUCAUAUAUGGGACGCCGUCCACGUCAGUGGUAAAUCCAGACGAUGACACCUCAUACUCAGCGGCGCGUCUCUCACGAAAGUUGGAAAUUGAGCACGGGAUUAUCUUCCGUUGCUUAGGACAAUACAAUAAGUGAAGCCAAACCUCGGAGACGCGUUAUUCAGUCAGUAAUAGAGCGCAGGAAUACUCACUAAUGCGCACGAGCAGGGAAACUUCUCAACUCAAACUUUGCAUCACAGUGGGGUAUUGAGGUUGGAAACGGAGUGCGCACAUUGGCUGCGUUUCUUUUGAUGUCUUCGAUCAGCACACCUGUAAAGGUUUCUACUUCCUCUGAUAUAAUCACACCAUGCCUGAGGGGGCGGGCCGCAACAGCCUGAAAAAAGCCAGCAACCAAGUUGCCAAGCGCCCUUCCUCUGUGUCUUCACUGAGUGGGAUUGUGAGCCGCAUGGCCUCCUCAGGGGGCGCGUCCCGUGGGAGCUGCACAUCUGUAAACACAGUGUGCUCCGACAGUGACCGUGGUGCCAGUCUGAGCUCCUCCGCCUCCUCUGCUUCGCUGCAGGAUGGACACUCUUCCUCCUCCUCCUCAUCGCUUCCCUAUGGGGCUGUGCCAGCAUACCCGGGGCCACAGCGUAAUGGCUCUGACAUUAGCCUGGACCUCACCCCACUCUCAUUGCUUGUGGCAGCUGGGCCCGCCUCCACAACACCACUGCCCAAACUCUCUCGCCUGGAAAGAGUGGCUCUGGAGAUACUGGAGACUGAGCAGGCCUAUGUGAGGGACCUGAAGAGCAUUGUGGAGGACUAUCUUGGCUGCAUUAUUGACUUUGGCGACUUGCCACUCAAACCUGAGGAAGUCAGCACCCUCUUCUGCAACAUCGAGGACAUUUACGAAUUUAACAGUGAGCUUUUGGAAGAUCUGGAACGAAGUCCACAUGCGGCUGCCAUAGCUGAGUGCUUUGUGGAGAGGAGUGAAGCUUUUGACAUUUAUACCAUAUACUGCAUGAAUUACCCCAGCUCUGUCACCGUCCUUCGGGAAUGCAUGAAGAAUGAAAGCCUGGUGCGCUUCUUCCAGGAAAGGCAGGCCACCCUGUGCCACUCAUUACCCCUGGAGACCUACCUUCUUAAACCUGUGCAAAGGAUUCUUAAAUACCACCUCCUACUUCAGGAGCUGUCCAAACACUUUGAUAAAAGUGAUCCAGGGUAUGAGGUGGUGGAGGAUGCCAUCAUCACUAUGACAGCAGUUGCCUGGUACAUCAAUGAUAUGAAGAGGAAACAGGAGCAUGCAGUCAGACUUCAGGAGAUUGAGAGCCUGUUGCUGAACUGGUCUGGUCCUGAUCUCAGUGGUUUUGGAGAGCUGGUUCUUGAAGGUUCCUUCCGGGUUCAGCGUGUAAAAAAAGAAAGAGCAUUUUUUCUUUUUGAAAAAAUGCUUUUGAUUUCCAAAAAGAGGCUAGCUCAUUUCAUAUACAGCACUCACAUAUUUUGCUGUAAUCUUCUCCUAGUGGAACACGUGAAGGAUCCACUCUGUUUUAAGGUGUCAGACCAGACAAUCCCAAAACAACAACACAUUGUUCAGGCUAAAAACCAGGAGGAGAAGAGGUUGUGGCUACAUUACCUCAAGAGGAUGAUAGUGGAGAACCAUCCGGCAUCCUUACCCCAAAAAGCAAGGCAGGUUCUUGGUGACAGCUUCUGUCAGUCCCCACAGUAUGAUCAAGAGCCAAUAAGGAAGAUGAUGCCUUCUCCACGACUGGAUGAUGUUCAUAACUAUCACAGAGGAAGAAGACAAUCAGAACCACCAGAGUUCAUUUACACUCCUGAGAAAGCCAAAAAAAGCCUUCCACUACUUCUAGAGGGCAAUCUCUCAUACAAGCGUGGGAGGAGGCAGUCUGCCCCUGCCAAAGAUAUAGAAUCUGCAUUUCAGCGGAGUGGUGAGUGUAAACUUCUGUUAGUUCUUCUUUUUAUCAGUUUGUUGGAAAAUUUAGUUUUUCUUUGGUCAGUGAUGAUAUUGCUUUGA
Molecule: messenger RNA, 2273 nt
Organism: Xyrauchen texanus (razorback sucker)
Lineage: Eukaryota; Metazoa; Chordata; Actinopteri; Cypriniformes; Catostomidae
Product: pleckstrin homology domain-containing family G member 2-like
Exons: 15
Coding region: 612-2273 (553 amino acids)
Molecular function (GO): guanyl-nucleotide exchange factor activity
Source: RefSeq, a predicted model, not a curated record